This is a messenger RNA of Humulus lupulus (European hop), 1064 nucleotides long. RefSeq lists its product as uncharacterized. Lineage: Eukaryota; Viridiplantae; Streptophyta; Magnoliopsida; Rosales; Cannabaceae. The record is from RefSeq and is a predicted model, not a curated record. Bases 182 to 946 code for a protein of 254 amino acids. The transcript has 4 exons.
UCCAAUUCCAUCCACUUUGAACAAUCAAUAUAUAUUCUUAUAUUUAUUUUUAUUUUAUGGUAGUCUAGACAAAGAAAAAUAAGAACAAAACCCUAUCACGCUAACAAAACAAAAUUACUUAUACAAGUCAUAAAAAACCAAACCCUUUCUCUUCCUCUCUUCACAGCAAUCACAAAUUAUAAUGGCUGAAAAUUCUCCUAGUUUUACAGAAAAAAUAAUAAGGGCAGCCACGGUGGUGGCUAAGGCAGUGCCAUUUGUGAUCUUUGGUGCCGCGGCUUUCGCUGUCAUAACCUCUUGGAAGGCCAAGAAGACACCGAUUUAUAAGAGAUCGACAUCGCUCGCGCUCCUCCACGGUGGCGAACUCGCCUUAAAGAGAUUGGUAGAAUACCAUGAGGCUCGAGUUGAUGUAAAUAAGUUAGGUUCUGCUGACUGCGAGCUUAAGCUUAAGAUUUUGGAUAAAAUGCCAAAUUUUAGCGAACUAGGGGGGGUUAUCUCAAAGUUGGAAAUGAAAGGAAGAGAAGACAACGCAAUAACGAUAUUGAAAGAAGAACUGCAAAAGGCCCAAGCAGACAAGAGAAUGCAUGAAGCCUAUGAGAUCGAGAUGUUACUAGUGGAAAUGCUCAUUUACAAGGGUGAUUAUGAGGCUGCAAAAUGUUGCAAAUGCUUGUGUGACGAAAACGUCACUGAUGCUCGUCGUCCACUAUACCUGGCUAUUAUCGCCAUGGCUUCGGAGCCCCCUAAGAAAGAAGAAGCAGAAAGAUAUUGGAAAAAGUUUGUUGAGUUAAAAACAGAGUUCAGUUUCCAACCUAUGUUCAGAGAAAGCAUGGAAGAGUCUGGUAUCAUCAAAAUCAGUACAUGCUUUGAAGAGUUUCAAAAGGUUGUGAAGAAGCUUGUCCAGGACAUAAACAAGGCACGACUACGUAAUAAGACAAAUUUUAAGAACUGAAUAAUAUUUAUUUUUAAAUAUUAUUUGUUAGCUCAAUAACUAUAUAUAUAUAUAUAUAUAUCUUUAUUUAUAUAUUAUAAAUAAUUGUUAGUUCAACGAUAAUAGUUGUUUUCCAUUA